AUGGAGAAGAACAGCCGCAUUGAGCUGUCGGCUGACGGCCUCACUGCCAAGAAUGCGGGCACCAACUUCGAGUCGGUGCGGUGCAACGUAAAGGUGAAGAGUGGCAAGUGGUAUUACGAGAUCAAGCUCAUCACCAACGGCCUCUUUCAAAUUGGCUGGUGCACGACCGCCUUCACCCCGGACGCCGCGGCUGGCAACGGCGUGGGCGAUGACUCCAACUCCUGGGCCUACGACGGCAGCCGUCAGCGUAAUGGCAUGCUGGCUCGGCCUACUACGGCCAGUACUGGUGACUACAUUGGCGUUGCCAUCGACUUGGAUGCGAAGAAGAUGGACUUCUACCGCAAUGGCCACAACAUGGGCACCGCGUACGACAACUUCUCUGUCGGCGAUGGGCUCUACCCUGCCGUGACACUCUCUGGAGGCCAGCAGUGCUCUUUCAACUUUGGAAAGACGCCCUUUGCGUAUCCGCACCCGAGCAGUGACUACAAGGUCCUCCACUGCUUCCUCAGCGAGGCGGAGGUGGAGAAGCUGAACCAGCUCUUCAACAAAUACAAGGCGAUGGGCGUCCAGCUGAGCGAGUCUGGCGAGACGGGCGACAUCAUCAAGGGCGCCGGCUUUCUGCAAUACGGCCAGGACUUGGGCGUUGUUGAAGACACCGACCCUGGCCUGAUGCUUCUGGCCUUCAAGUUGGGAGCCGAGGCCCAGUGGGAGUUCUCUCGAGAAGAGUUCAUCAACGGCUGGACUGCAUUUGGUCGGGUGCUCGUGCUCCACCAUGGAGGGCAUGAAGGCGAAGCUCGCCGAGUGGCGGCGGAGAUCAAGAACGACGACAGCUUCCGUGCGUUCUAUUACUUUGUGUUUGACUACCUCCGGGAGGCGAACAAGGUCAUCCUGCUGAUGGAAGAGGCGCUCACCGUAUGGGAGAUGCUGGGUUUCCCCAACAAGUGGCAGUACUGGGGCAAGUGGACGGACUUCCUGAAGAACCACACGUCGGCAAGGUCGGUCUCUAAAGACACGUGGCGCCAGUUCUUCGACUUCUACCGUGCCCACCCGACGGGCUUCGACGCUUAUGACGAGGACAGCUCGUGGCCCAUCCUGUUCGACGAGUUCGUGGAGUGGAUGAACGCCAACAAGGACUGA
Messenger RNA from Acanthamoeba castellanii str. Neff, 1137 nucleotides. RefSeq names its product SPRY domain containing protein. Gene Ontology annotation, molecular function: ubiquitin-protein transferase activity; protein binding. The coding region runs from base 1 to 1137 and encodes 378 amino acids. Lineage: Eukaryota; Discosea; Longamoebia; Acanthamoebidae. The record is from RefSeq and is a predicted model, not a curated record. The transcript is spliced from 12 exons. Gene Ontology annotation, cellular component: cytoplasm.